Lepisosteus oculatus (spotted gar) is the source of this 1248-nucleotide messenger RNA. The record is from RefSeq and is a predicted model, not a curated record. NCBI's taxonomy places the organism in Eukaryota, Metazoa, Chordata, Actinopteri, Semionotiformes, Lepisosteidae.
AAAUUAACGGGGCUUCGGGGGCGCCUGUUGGUUCAAUGCACGGUGCUCAAGAAGUCGUCGGGUGACGCGCUCCACCAUCACACAACAAUCACAGACUUCACAAGCCACGGCCGUGAUCAACGACCGUGACCGCUGUUGUUAUCACACCACCUCCACCCCGCCGACAGGAGUGAAGCCGCUUCCCCUCCGGUGAAUCCGUGAAGGGGAGUGGGUGAACUCGUCCAAGCAGCGCAGAGCACUAGGAGCCGGGCGCCAGGCUGCAGCUCGCCUUUGCCUGGCCAGCGCACACGCUGCAGCAAUUAAGACACCCCCCAUAGAGACCCCCCCCCGGGCUUUCCUGCAAAGCCCAGGGCCCGAGCCCUGCUCGUGUACGGAGGGGGCCGAGCUGCCGGCCUGCUGCGUCGGUUCUGCACCGCGCAGUACUGUAACAGAAAGCGGCCCUCCGACUGACGCCAUAUUGGCACAACCAAAAUGGCCGCCUAGAGGAUCCCUCUAUACGCGAGUUACUGGUUCGCUCGGUUUUCCUGUUUUAAUCCCCCCCCCUCUCCUGGUGUAGAGCUAAGGGAAACCCCAACGAGCCCCCAGACCGACCUUCACUCCAGAGCAAGCAGAGAGAAAGCCGCAGGAGCCUCCAGAAAAACAUGAUCAAGUUUUUCCUGAUGGUCAACAAGCAGGGUCAGACACGCCUGUCCAAGUACUACGAGCACCUGGAUAUUCAGAAGCGAAUGUAUUUGGAAGCUGAAGUCAUUAAAAACUGCCUGUCCCGGAGAAAAGAGGAGUGUUCCUUUGUUGAAUAUAAAGACUUCAAGCUCAUUUAUCGACAGUAUGCAGCACUUUUCAUCGUGGUUGGGGUGGACGACACUGAGAACGAGCUGGCAGUCUACGAGCUUAUACAGAAUUUUGUGGAAGUGCUUGACAAGUAUUUCAGCAGAGUGAUAAUGUUUAACCUGGAGAAAGUGCACAUCAUUUUGGAUGAAAUUAUACUGAAUGGACGCAUUGUGGAAACGAAUAAAAACAGGAUCCUGGCCCCUUUACUAGCCCUUGACAAAAUGGCAGAAAGCUAAGGGAACAACUGAAGCCAGGACUCUUAAAUUUCAUAUGGGGAUUGAAGAGACUAAGAAAUCAGCAUUUCAUGAUGGGUCCGAAGCAGUAUGGAAUUACCUUGUACUUAACAGAAUAAAUCUUACAAUUUCAUUAAUAACACUUGUCUGAUGCAUUAGAUAACUAAAAGUUAAAGAUUGCCAUGUU